Xylaria bambusicola is the source of this 1939-nucleotide messenger RNA. RefSeq names its product cytochrome P450 oxidoreductase. The record is from RefSeq and is a predicted model, not a curated record. The transcript has 4 exons. Gene Ontology annotation, molecular function: iron ion binding; monooxygenase activity; heme binding. NCBI's taxonomy places the organism in Eukaryota, Fungi, Ascomycota, Sordariomycetes, Xylariales, Xylariaceae. The coding region runs from base 71 to 1756 and encodes 561 amino acids.
UUUUUUUUUUUUUUGGUUUGUUUUCGAAUUAUCCUUGCUCCUCAUCAACGCUCUCUAUUUAUCAAGAAUCAUGUUCAACCUCACAACCCUAGUGGCUAGCGCUGCAGGCUUCUAUCUCUUCCUUUGGGCUCUGCAACAUGUCACCCAAGAUGCGCGAGAACCACGCACCGUUGAGGACGCCUUACCGUUUAUCAGUCCCGUGAUUGGAAUGAUGACCAGAGGUUCCAACUUCCACAGACAUCUGAGAAACAAAUACAAACUGCCUAUCUAUACGCUCCGACUGCCUGGCUCGCGGCUCUAUGUUGUCAACGAUACAGCGCUCAUCCCCAUCAUCCAGCGACAUGUACGGGCGUUGUCUAUCUCCCCAAUAAUGGUCCGAUUUUUCUCGCACUUCAUGGGCGUGAGUAAGGGGGCUCUCCAUAUUGCCGGUCGCGACCCUCUGGAGAACCAUGGUUUCAUACAUCAGAUCACCCUCGAGACCACCAAGGGUUUGAGUCCAGGACCUAACCUGGAUGACCUGAAUGCUAAGGCCGUUCUGAACCUUAGCCAGUCCCUCGACAAUCUGUGUGCCAAUACGCGUCUUUCCACUGUGAACAUGUUUGAAUGGGUCUCAAAGGAGAUUAUGUUGGCUACGACGAAUUCUGUUUAUGGCCCGCGCAACCCCUUCAAGAACCCUGAUGUCCAGGCGGCUUAUAGUGAUUACGAAGCUGGGCUGAUGAUCAUGAUGGCCGGCUUUUUCCCCCGACUCCUGGCCAGGAAGAGCUUAGCAGCUCGUGAUACGCUCGUGCAAGCCUUUAAACGAUACUAUGCAGCCAAGGGUCUUGAGGAAGGUUCAUCUGUAUAUGCACGAAACCGAUAUGAGUAUCCAUUAAAGCAGGGAAUGGAUGUGCAAGAUGUGGCAAGGAUGGAGACAGGAGGCGCCAUCGGUCUACUCAGCAACACGAUGCCAGCAACUUUCUGGACAAUCUACCAUAUCUUCUCAGACCCAAUCGUGCUUGGGGACUGUCGUCGAGAAGUAGAAAAAGCCGUACACGAGAAUAACGGUGAGAAAUGCUUGGAUUUAUCAUAUGUCAAGAGUUCUUGCCCCAUCCUAGUUUCAACAAUGCAAGAGGCUUUUCGCUGUCACAGCAUAGGUGUAUCGGCACGCGCUGUGGUGGAAGAUCACAUGCUGGAUGGGAAAUACCUAUUGAAGAAGGGAAGUACGGUCCUCAUACCAAGUAAUGUCCAGCACAGUUUGUCCCCUGCUUGGGGAGACAAUGUCGGCGAGUUCUAUCAUAAGCGAUUCGUUAGAGACACCGAGUUCAAGAAAUAUAAUGCCGUCGCAUUCCGUGCAUUUGGAGGCGGCGUAAAUCUCUGUCCUGGCCGCCACUUUGCUACUACGGAGAUCUUGGCGUUCGCCAGUGUCAUACUCUUGCGGUUUGAUAUAAAGCCUCUCAAUGGGCAAUGGGAUACUGUCGGAUACCGAGAAGCCAAUGCUGCGUUUCGCCUUCCCUCUCGAGACGUUCGGGUCGAGCUCAUUCCGCGGGACAACAAGCGGUGGCGCGUCGUCCUUUCAGAACCAGGAAAACCAAUGGAACUGGCAAACAAUAUUCCAAUAAGUUCGGACGAGGAAACAGGUAUCUACCCUUUGGAUCAUCAUGAAGACGCUGGCAGCAACUUACAUACAGUCAGCCUAGGUUGGGUGGGAGCCUUGACUGUAGAGGUUCCCCACGAUCCCUCUGUGAAAAUGUCAGUACAUGCUUUCAAGAGGAACUAAAUACAAUAUACUCUACGGGGUUGCGGUGCCAGGAAUACACGGGAUGGGAUGUAUUAGACUGCUCUUCCUAUCUGGUUGUAUAUCAAAUUAAUAAUCUGUAAUUCCGAACAAAAAAUAUACCCGUAAAAUCGCGACUACUGUACAAUUGAAUGACACCAUUUCAGGCACUAGCCUACCCCUUUU